AUGGAAACGUCCCGGGGGCACGGCACGUCUAGGGGAAAGGCGCGCGGGCCCGCGCACCCCUGGCUCGGCGGUUUGCGCGGGGCGGGCCGACGGGGGGGCCCGUGGGUGGGCGCGGGCCGGGGCGGGCUCCGCCCCGCGGCCGGGGGCCGCCCACCGGGGCCCGCGAGGGCCCCCCGGCGCCGGGCCACGGUCCGGGCAGCCCGCCGCCCGGGCCCCCGCGGGGGGCGAGCGGAAAGUUCACCUCCCCCGGGGGAGGCGGGCACGCCCCCCGCGCUCGGGCGAGCGGCCCAGCGAGGGGACGACGCUUGGGCCCGCCCGGGCCCGGCGCCUGCGCCCGGGGGGCGGCGGGGGCCGGCUGGGGGGGGGGGCGCGGCGGGGCCCGGCCGCAGUUCUCCCCGGAGUGUCGCAGUCGCCCCGUGGCGCCCGGGGGGGGGGCCCACGCGCGGCUUGGGGGUCGUCCCGGGGCUGGAGGAGGAGGUGGGGUGGCGCGCGGAGAAGGGCCUUGAGGCGUGCGCGGGGGGGGGGGACACGCCCUGCGGCCGCCCGUUUGGUGGAGGCGGGCCCUGCUUGGGUCCGCGCCUUUCCCGGCACCCUUUGUCCGCGAGGGAAUGCCCCCGUCGUCGAGGGGCGACGAGUUGUUUUCAGCGUCCCCGCAGCUUCCUUAUCGAACGUGCUGGUUUAGAGACGCACCCAGGUCUCCGGGUUUCCCGAGGAGACGACGUACGAUUAAAUCGAGUCGAACACGGGGGGGGCCCCCCGUAG
Arctia plantaginis is the source of this 762-nucleotide messenger RNA. The record is from the annotation of a GenBank genome assembly. Lineage: Eukaryota; Metazoa; Arthropoda; Insecta; Lepidoptera; Erebidae.